Molecule: messenger RNA, 6333 nt
Organism: Scedosporium apiospermum
Lineage: Eukaryota; Fungi; Ascomycota; Sordariomycetes; Microascales; Microascaceae
Product: Fatty acid synthase subunit beta
Exons: 2
Coding region: 1-6333 (2110 amino acids)
Biological process (GO): long-chain fatty acid biosynthetic process
Cellular component (GO): fatty acid synthase complex
Molecular function (GO): fatty acid synthase activity; [acyl-carrier-protein] S-acetyltransferase activity; [acyl-carrier-protein] S-malonyltransferase activity
Source: RefSeq, a predicted model, not a curated record
AUGUACGGCGCUGGAGCAGGCCCUCAGACGGGCGUAUCUACGCCGCGAUCGAGCUCAUCUCUCCGCCCCCUCACCAUCGCUCACGGCAAGCUCGAGACCUCCUUUCUCGUCCCCACUGGCCUCCAUUUCCACGCCUCUCAGUUGAAGGAGAGGUUUACCGCCACACUCCCCGCACCCACAGACGAGCUAGCACAGGAUGACGAACCAUCAUCCGUGCCGGAACUCCUAGCGAGGUAUAUGGGAUUCAUCGCGAACGAGAUUGAGACCGGAGAAGAUGACGCCCAGGGGUCCUAUGAGGAGGUCCUCAAGCUUGUGCUAAACGAAUUUGAGCGCGCCUUCCUCCAGGGGAAUGAAGUCCACCCCCUCGCUUCUACGCUUCCCGGCAUCGACUCCAAGAAGCUAGAAGUCAUCCGCUGCUACUACGCCGGUCGCUCGGCCGCAAACCGACCCGUGAAGCCCCACCAGUCCGCCCUUUUCAGGGCUGCCGACGAUAAUUCGGCGCAGAUUUAUACCAUUUUCGGUGGCCAGGGCAACAUUGAGGAGUACUUUGAGGAGCUGAGGGAAAUUCACAAGGUGUACUCCACCUUUGUUGGCGAGCUGAUCACGGCGUCGGCGGAGCUUCUUCAAUCGCUUUCGAAGCACCCCGAGGCUGAGAAGCUCUACCCCAAGGGCCUCGAUAUUGUGGCCUGGCUACAUAAUCCUGAUGCCACACCCGAUGUCGACUACCUCAUCUCCGCGCCUGUGAGCUUCCCGCUCAUUGGUCUGCUCCAACUUGCCCACUAUGAAGUGACCUGCAAGGUCCUCGGCGUACAUCCUGGUGUGUUGCGUGACAGGAUCCAGGGCACCACUGGCCACUCUCAGGGUGUCGUUGUUGCUGCGGCUACCGCUGCUGCGAGCUCUUGGGAUUCGUGGCGUGAAGUUGUCACCAAGGCUCUGACGAUCCUCUUCUGGAUUGGCGCACGAAGCCAGCAGACCUUCCCCAGAACCUCUAUUACCCCGUCCAUGCUUCAAGACUCUAUCGACAAUGGUGAGGGUACGCCGUCUCCUAUGCUUAGCAUCCGAGACCUCUCCCAAGCUGAAGUCCAGAAGCACGUCGAUGCGACCAACCACUAUCUCCCCGCCGAUCGCCACAUCGCUAUCUCUCUAAUCAACAGUCCCCGAAACAUGGUCGUGACGGGCCCUCCCAUGUCCCUCUACGGUCUCAACUCGCGCCUACGGAAAGUCAAGGCGCCUACUGGCCUCGACCAGAACAGGAUUCCAUACACUGAGCGCAAGGUCCGGUUCUCCAACCGUUUCUUGCCAAUCACCGCUCCUUUCCACAGCAAGUACCUUGCGGCGGCCACGGAUCUGAUCGACAACGACUUGCGCGAUGUGGAUAUUGACUCGUCGUCCCUUGAUAUCGCACUGUACGAUACCCAUACUGGCAAGGACGUGCGUGAUGGCGUCAAGGGCAACAUUGUACCCGCCUUGAUUCGCCUUAUCACACGGGAUCCCGUGCAUUGGGAGAAGGCGACAGCGUUCCCCGAGGCUACCCACGUUUUGGACUUCGGACCUGGUGGCAUCUCUGGCAUUGGUAUCCUCACGAGUCGCAACAAGGACGGAACCGGCGUUCGUGUCAUCCUCGCUGGAGCUGUCCAGGGCACUGUCCCCGAGGUCGGAUACAAGUCGGAACUGUUCGACCGUGACGAGGAGAAUGCUGUCAAGUAUGCUAUUGACUGGGUCAAGGAGUUCGGUCCCAAGCUUGUCAAGACUGCGAGUGGCCGCACAUACGUUGACACCAGGAUGAGCCGACUGCUUGGCCUCCCCCCUGUGAUGGUGGCUGGUAUGACCCCAGCGACUGUCCCGUGGGACUUCGUCGCCGCUACCAUGAACGCUGGCUACCAUAUUGAGCUUGCUGGUGGUGGCUACUUCGAUCCUCGCAUGAUGACCACUGCCAUCCGAAAGAUCGAAGGAGCCAUUCCUCCUGGCCGUGGCAUUGGCGUUAACCUCAUCUACGUCAACCCCAUGGCGAUGGCCUGGCAGAUUCCUAUGAUUGGUCGUCUUCGAGCUGAAGGUGUACCCAUCCAGGGCCUGGCUAUUGGAGCUGGUGUGCCUUCCAUCGAAGUUGCCAACGAGUACAUCCAGACUCUUGGCCUCAAGCACAUCUCAUUCAAGCCCGGUUCCGUCGAUGCUAUCCAGGCCGUGGUAAACAUUGCUAAUGCCAACCCUACCUUCCCUGUUAUGCUGCAAUGGACUGGCGGCCGUGGUGGUGGUCAUCACUCUUUCGAGGAUUUCCAUCAGCCCAUGCUUCAGAUGUAUCCCCGUAUUCGCCGAGCUGAAAACAUCAUUCUCAUUGCCGGCUCUGGUUUCGGUGGUGCUGAGGACACCUACCCCUACAUCACUGGCGAGUGGUCGAAGAAAUUCGGCUAUCCGCCCAUGCCUUUCGAUGGCUGCAUGUUUGGCAGUCGCAUGAUGGUCGCUAAGGAAGCACACACAAGCCCUGAUGCUAAGAAGGCCAUCAUUGCCGCUCCUGGUGUUGAUGACUCCGAAUGGGAAAAGACCUACAAGGGUCCGGCCGGAGGUGUCCUUACCGUGCGCUCUGAGAUGGGUGAGCCGAUUCACAAGUUGGCGACCCGUGGUGUCCGCUUCUGGGCCGAGAUGGACCAGAAGAUUUUCAGCCUUCCCAAGGAGAAGCGCGUUGCUGAGCUGAAGAAGAACCGUGACUACAUCAUCCAGAAGCUCAACGAUGAUUUCCAAAAGGUCUGGUUCGGUCGCAACAAGGCUGGAAAGGCGGUCGACGUCGAUGAGAUGACCUACGCCGAGAUUGUCCGUCGCAUGGUUGAGCUCCUCUACGUCAAGCACGAAUCCCGCUGGAUCGAUCCCACUUAUAUCCGCCUCACGGCCGACUGGAUCCAGCGCGUUGAGGAGCGCUUCACGCAGACCACGGGCAAUCCGUCUGUCCUGCAGAACAUGGCAGACUUGAAGGAGCCGUUUGAGACUGUCGAGCGCGUUCUGGCCGCUUAUCCCGAGGCUGAGACUCAGAUCGUCAACGCCCAUGAUGUCGAGCACUUCCUUCUUCUCUGUCUCCGGCCUAUCCAGAAGCCCGUACCUUUCGUCCCUGUAUUUGACGACAACUUCGAGUUUUACUUCAAGAAGGAUUCUCUCUGGCAAUCCGAAGAUGUCCAGGCCGUGCAGGGCCAGGAUGUUGGCAGAACCUGUAUUCUUCAGGGCCCUGUCGCCGUCAAGUACUCGACCGUCAUGGAUGAGCCUAUUAAGCAAAUCCUUGACGGCAUCCACAAUGGUCAUAUUGCCGGUCUCACGCGCGACAUCUACGGUGGUGAUGCUAGCCGAAUCCCUACCGUAGAGUACUUCGGUGGUAGGGUUACGGAGGCCGAGAUCCCCGUUGACUUGGACUCCCUCACGGUGUCCUAUGACACGCACAAGAACACUUACCGCUUGUCUUCAUCGGCCACGGCCGCUAUGCCCCCGUUGGAAUCUUGGCUGGCCCUUCUAGCGGGUCCCAAGCGCAGCUGGCGCCAUGCCCUUCUGCUCUCCGACGUCAUUGUCCAGGGUCAGAAGUACGAGACCAACCCCAUCAAGAGGAUUUUCUCCCCAACCAAGGGCCUCUUCGUCGAGAUCCAAUACCCCAACGAACCCCAAAAGACAGUCAUUAUUGUCAGGGAGCAGCCGAGGCACAACCAUUACGUGGAUGUCAUCGAGGUCAAACUUGAUGGUCCCAACGAGAUUGUUGUCAACAUGAUUAAGGAUACCACCGCCCUCGGCAAGCCGGUUCCUUUGCCUCUGAAGUUCACGUAUCAUCCUGAUGCCGGCUAUGCCCCCAUCCGAGAGGUUAUGGAGGGCCGUAACGACCGCAUCAAGGAGUUCUACUGGAAGGCAUGGUUCGGCGACGAAGCCUUGGAUCUUGAUGCGCUCGUCACCGCCAAGUUUGACGGUGGCCAGGCUACCAUCACCGGGGAGGCGAUCAACGACUUCAUCUAUUCCGUUGGCAACAAGGGCGAGGCUUUCGUUGAUCGGCCCGGCAAGAUCAUGUACGCGCCCAUGGACUUUGCCAUCGUCGUCGGAUGGAAGGCCAUCACCAAACCCAUCUUCCCGCGCAAGAUUGAUGGUGAUCUGAUCAAACUCGUCCACCUCUCCAACGAGUUCAGGAUGAAGCCUGGUGCGGAGCCUCUUAAAAAGGGCGACGUAGUGUCUACCACUGCCCAAAUCAACGCCGUCAUCAACCAAGAGUCCGGCAAGAUGGUUGAGGUCUGCGGUACCAUUGUUCGUGAUGGCGAGGCCGUUAUGGAAGUGACCUCGCAAUUCUUGUACCGCGGCGCUUACACCGAUUAUGAGAAUACCUUCCAGCGCAAGCUUGAGACUCCUGUCAAGGUUCACCUCGCCACCACCAAGGAUGUCGCCGUUCUCCGAUCCAAGCAGUGGUUCAUGGCCGACGAGAUGCCCCAGAACAUUGAGCUCCUCGGCCAGACCCUGACGUUCCGUCUGCAGAGUUUGGUGCGAUUCAAGAACAAGGAUGUCUACAGCAGCGUCGAGACUCGAGGCCCUGUCCUUCUUGAGUUGCCUACCAAGGAGAUCAUUCAAGUGGCUAGUGUUGACUACGAGGCCGGCCUAUCGCAUGGCAACCCCGUCAUCGACUAUCUCAGCCGCAACGGUGUUCCCUUGGACCAGCCGGUUCAUUUUGAGAACCCUAUUCCUCUGAGUGGCAAGACUCCUCUCCAGCUUCGCGCUCCCGCCUCGAACGAGAAUUACGCUCGUGUCUCGGGUGACUACAACCCUAUUCACGUUUCUCGUGUCUUCUCCAACUACGCCAAUCUCCCUGGAACCAUCACUCAUGGAAUGUACUCCAGCGCUGCCGUGCGUAGUCUCGUCGAAACCUGGGCGGCUGAUAACAAUAUUGGCCGAGUCAGGAGCUUCCACGCCUCGCUGGUCGGCAUGGUCCUUCCCAACGAUGACAUUCAGGUCAAGCUUCAGCACGUUGGUAUGGUAGCUGGUCGCAAGAUCAUCAAGGUCGAGGCCAGCAACAAGGAUACUGAGGAGAAGGUCUUGUUGGGUGAGGCCGAGGUUGAGCAGCCCGUCACCGCCUACGUCUUCACUGGCCAGGGCUCUCAGGAGCAGGGUAUGGGUAUGGACUUGUACGCAAGCAGCCCCGUCGCCAAGGACAUUUGGGACCGUGCUGACAGGUACCUUCUCGACAACUACGGCUUCUCCAUCACCAACAUCGUGAGGAACAACCCCAAGGAGCUCACCAUCCACUUUGGUGGUCCUCGCGGAAAGGCCAUCCGCCAGAACUACAUGGCUAUGACCUUCGAGAGCGUAUCCAGCGACGGCACCGUCAAGUCUGAGCGCAUCUUCAAGGAGAUCGAUGAGACCACCACCUCGUACACCUACCGCUCGCCCACCGGUCUUCUCUCGGCCACUCAGUUCACUCAGCCCGCCUUGACGCUCAUGGAGAAGGCCAGCUUCGAGGACAUGAAGUCGAAGGGUCUGGUGCCUCGUGACAGCACUUUCGCCGGACACUCGCUCGGUGAAUACUCGGCCCUUACUGCCCUUGCGGAUGUUAUGCCGAUUGAGAGCUUGGUGUCGGUUGUGUUCUACCGUGGUCUGACAAUGCAGGUCGCGGUCGAGCGUGACGCUGCGGGCCGCUCGAACUACUCGAUGUGUGCCGUUAACCCUGGCCGUAUCUCCAAGACGUUCAACGAGCAGGCACUUCAGUAUGUUGUCGACAACAUCGCUGAGGAGACUGGAUGGCUCGUUGAGAUUGUCAACUACAACAUUGCCAACAUGCAAUACGUCUGUGCCGGUGAUCUUCGCGCCCUCGACACUCUUACUGGCGUGACCAACUUCCUCAAGCAGCAGCAAAUCAAUGUCGAGGAGAUGAAGGGCAAUAUCCCUGAGGCUAAGGAUGCUCUCCGGAAGAUUAUCCGCGGAUGCGCCGACGCUACUCUUCGCAAGCCUCAACCCGUCGAACUCCAGCGAGGCUAUGCCACCAUUCCCCUCCGGGGCAUUGAUGUACCCUUCCACUCGACCUUCUUGCGGUCUGGUGUCAAGCCGUUCAGGUCUUUCCUCCUCAAGAAGAUCAACAAGACCACGAUCGACCCGGCCAAGCUUAUCGGAAAGUACAUCCCCAACGUGACCGCCAGGCCAUUCGAGUUGACCAAGGAAUACUUCGAGGACGUUUACAAGUUGACCAACUCUCCUCGCAUCGGCCAUGUGCUGGCCAACUGGGACAAGUAUACGCAAGAUGACGCGGACAGUGAUGACUCCAACAGUGGUUCCGAGACUCGGGCCCUUAACGGAGUGGAAGUUGAGCAGGCCGGUGCUGGGGCCGCCGCUUAA